Molecule: messenger RNA, 1485 nt
Organism: Heterostelium album PN500
Lineage: Eukaryota; Evosea; Eumycetozoa; Acytosteliales; Acytosteliaceae
Product: cytochrome P450
Exons: 4
Coding region: 1-1485 (494 amino acids)
Molecular function (GO): oxidoreductase activity, acting on paired donors, with incorporation or reduction of molecular oxygen; monooxygenase activity; iron ion binding
Source: RefSeq, a predicted model, not a curated record
AUGAGAAUGACAAUUUGUUUAUUUAAUAAACCUGAAGAUGUUGAUUUUUAUUACUACAAUCCUAUUUGUAUUGACAGUUUGGUCAUUUGUAUAAAUAAUCGUAGAUAUUCCGAUCUAGAUCCUCCAAAACAGAUUGCACUACCUCUAUUUGGAAACUUGUUAAGUUUUAUUUUUGAUUUGCCUUUUAUUAGUUUACAAAAGUUCAGUUUCAAAUAUGGUAAAGUAUUUGGAUUUUAUUUUGCCUCAAAAUAUGCUAUAGUUUGUAGCGAUCCAAAGUUGGCAAGAGAGAUUUUGGUGAACCAUUCUGACAAUUUUAUAAAUAGACCUGAUUCUCCGUCAUGGAAGGAGAUUUCCAAUGGCUAUCAAGAUAUUAUUGUUGCCAGAGAUCAAGAUUGGUAUAGUUUACGAAAGCUUACAUCAAGAGCAUUCACCAAGACAAAGUUGAAAUCACAAAUCCCAUUAAUGGAAGAACAAUCUUUGAAAUUUAUUCAACAUUUCAGAGCCUAUGCAGAUGGUAAAACUAGAUUAAAUCCAAUUGAAUAUUGUCAUAGAUUUACUAUGAAUAUCAUUCUUCAAAUGAUAAUAUCAAAGGAAUUGAAUUAUCAUGAUGAAGACAAUGAAAUGGAAAUGAAGAAUAUUGUACAUUACUGUGAAGCGGUAGCCAAGAACUCUGGUAUCUAUGCCAACUACGAAUCAUUUACAUUCUUACAUCCAUUGAUUCGAUUGUAUAUAAAGUAUAUUAAGAAUGAAAAUACAAAAUUGGUAUCGAUUUUCAAAAGAUACUAUGAUGAACACCUAGCAUCAUUGGAUCCAGAUAAUCCUAGAAAUCUUUUGGAUUCCUUCAUUCUUGCAUCAGAGGAAACCGGUGAUAAGACCAGAAUCUGCUAUCUAUGCACCGACUUUUUAUUGGCAGGAACCGAUACCAGUUCCAAUACAAUCCUCUGGUUUAUCAUUCUCAUGGUAAACAAUCCACAUAUUCAAGAAAAGUGUGCCGACGAACUGAGACAUGUAAUAGGUUCAGACAGAAAUCAAGUAUUACUAUCAGAUCGUAUUAAUCUACCCUUUGUAUCGGCGGUAAUCAAGGAGGUAUUGAGAUAUCGUCCUGUCGCUCCAUUCCCAUUCCCAAGAAAAUGUAAAGAAGCUGUCGUCGUUAAUGAUGUCUAUUUCCCUGCGGACAGUACUUUCCUUUUGAACAACUAUGCCAUUGCCUUUGACCAAGAGCACUGGAAGAACCCAGAGGAAUUCGAUCCCUCCAGAUUCCUCUAUGACAACCACAGCGAGUUCUUCAUUCCAUUUUCACUUGGACCAAGAAAUUGCCUCGGUUUGAACUUGGCUCUAGACGAAAUAUUUAUUGCCGUCUCAAACCUAUUGUUGAACUUUAAAUUCAAUUCUGUUGAUUCAAAACCGAUUAGUGAAGAAAUGGUUUACGAUAUCAUUAUUAAACCAAAGGAUUUCGAAAUCUUUGUUGAAGAUAGAAUUGUCUAA